UUCUCAGCCAAUCUGCGCGCAGUGACGCUGUGAAAAAGGCUGGAUCUGCUCUUGGAUUCAUCACCGUAUUUAACACACUCCCUCCCACAUUCACACAUGCAACGGAGACAAAUUCUGAUUUCGGCGGAGCCCGCGGGGGGAUUUCUGUCUCCUCUUUACCUGCGAAUAUCUUUUUCUUUAAACUGCUGUGACAGAAUCCUGGAGCUCGACUGGAUACGCGCGCGUCUCCUACUUUAGAGACUUUUCCAUAAACCCCGGUUUAAAUGCGAAGCGACGUCCCGGCGGACCCGCGGCAGCUCUCGGAUCACGGUUUGGACACAUGCGCGCCGUCGCAGCGCACGAUCCGUGCCGCGUAAAAAGAAACGCGCUGGUGGAUCCGCGACGCGCAUCCGGCGGACGACGCGGCAGAAGCUCUUCCACCUGGAUCCUUUUUGCGCAUGAUUUCCCAAACCGCCACUCUGAUGUUGAAAAUCCAAAGGCUGAACGCUGAAUCCUUUACUCAAGACGGCCAGUGAGGAUGGCUCCUACGUCUUUAACGUCUACUUGGUCCGACUGGCGUCCAGUCUGAUCAACAUCAUCAGCGAUGUAGUCAGCCUGGUCAUCUGCGUGCUGAUCAUCUGUAGUAAAUACUCGCAUCUGCUCAAAAAGGAGACCAUGAAGAUGAUCGUCCUGCGUAAAUUCCGGGUUUUGAUCCUCAUGGUGUUCCUGGUCGCGUGCUCCAUGCACAUCAUCAUAGACUUGUUACCCAAACUGGAGCGACACCGGAGCAGCGGCUGCUCCUGCUCCAACGCGCCGAGCGAAGAGCCCCAGAGCUGGGGCAAGCAGGAAUGGCCUAACAAGCACACGCUGCGGAUCCUGCAGGACUUCAGCAACGAGCCCAGCUCCAACGUGUCCUCCCAUUCGCUGGAAAGGAUGCCGGUGACCGUAGACAAAGCGCAGGCUUUCUGGCGGCUGGAGCCCGAGCGCGCCGGCAGGAAGCGGCACCUGAUCCAGGACGCAGCGGUGCUCAAGAACGCGCCGGCCAAAGGUUCCAGACUGUCGGCUCUCUACGAGCAUCCUUUGUACAAAAGGUCCGUGCCUCCUCUGACGGAUGAGGACACGCUGUUCAACGUCAACACCGACAUCAGGUUUGACCCCAAAGCAGCAGAGGACCAGGAAUGGAAUGGUGAAGGCACCACCAAUGGGUUCGGUCCAACUGGGGAGUUGACAACUGAGUCCUACCCCAACUGGCUUCGCUUCCAUAUUGGGAUUAACCGAUACGAGCUGUACUCCAGACACAAUCCCGCCAUCGAUGCCCUUCUGAAGGACCUGGUCACCCAGAGAAUCACUACUGUCGCAAUGAAGUCUGGAGGCACUCAGCUCAAGCUCAUCAUGACCUUCCAGAACUAUGGCCAGGGUCUGUUCAAGCCCAUGAAGCAGACCCGGGAGCAGGAGACACCACCAGACUUCUUCUACUUCUCAGACUUUGAGAGACACAAUGCCGAAAUUGCUGCCUUCCAUCUGGACAGGAUCCUGGACUUCCGUCGUGUCCCUCCUGUGGCUGGCAGGCUGAUCAACAUGACGAAAGAGAUCCGGGAUGUCACCAGAGACAAAAAGCUCUGGAAGACCUUUUUUAUAUCUCCAGCUAACAACGUGUGUUUCUACGGGGAGUGUUCCUACUACUGCUCCACUGAACACGCACUGUGCGGUAAACCGGACCAGAUAGAAGGAUCGUUGGCCGCCUUCCUCCCGGACCUGGCCCUCGCCAAACGCAAGACUUGGAGGAACCCGUGGAGGCGUUCCUACCACAAACGCAAGAAGGCCGAGUGGGAGGUGGAUCCAGACUUCUGCGAGGAGGUCAAGCAGACGCCACCUUAUGAUAGUGGGAUGCGACUGCUGGACGUCAUGGACAUGACCAUCUUUGACUUCCUCAUGGGAAACAUGGACCGACACCAUUACGAGACCUUUGAAAGUUUGGCAACGGAGACCUUCAUCAUCCACCUGGACAAUGGCAGAGGGUUUGGAAAGCAUUCGCACGACGAGGUGUCCAUUCUGGUGCCACUGAGCCAGUGCUGCCGGGUGAAGAAGUCGACCCACUUGCGUCUUCAGCUGCUGGCGAAGGAAGAGUACAAGCUGUCCGCACUGAUGGAAGAAUCCCUGACGAGGGACCGACUCAGUCCCAUCCUCAUCCAGCCACAUCUGGAUGCGCUGGACCGACGACUGCGCCAGGUUCUGAAUGUGCUGGCAGACUGCAUCGAAAAGGAGGGAUACAGUAAUGUAGUGGAGGAUGACCUCCAGGAGGACCAAGCGACAGGCCCCGCCCACAACAGCCCAGAGCGCAGGUAGCUGGCUGUGGUCCUGACAGCUCCCCAGGACUGAGUCUCUCCACGUAGAAGACUAGAAUGUGUGGAAGCGCUCAUUUCUUUUGAACUGGACUGACAUCCUGUAAAAAAAA
This is a messenger RNA of Thalassophryne amazonica, 2434 nucleotides long. RefSeq names its product FAM20C golgi associated secretory pathway kinase b (gene fam20cb). The coding region runs from base 655 to 2325 and encodes 556 amino acids. The record is from RefSeq and is a predicted model, not a curated record. The transcript has 11 exons. Gene Ontology annotation, cellular component: Golgi apparatus. NCBI's taxonomy places the organism in Eukaryota, Metazoa, Chordata, Actinopteri, Batrachoidiformes, Batrachoididae. Gene Ontology annotation, molecular function: protein serine/threonine kinase activity. Gene Ontology annotation, biological process: protein phosphorylation.